Molecule: messenger RNA, 1983 nt
Organism: Leishmania braziliensis MHOM/BR/75/M2904
Lineage: Eukaryota; Euglenozoa; Kinetoplastea; Trypanosomatida; Trypanosomatidae
Source: the annotation of a RefSeq genome assembly
AUGGCGCUGUUUUUUUUUUUUUGUGUGUGGUGGCGGGUGUGUGUCCUGGAGGUGGCGCCCAAGGCCGCCGCCCAUGACACGGGGUUCGGGACGCCCCAAAACGGCACCCCCCUCACAACGACCUGGGCACCCUUGGGCUUCCAACUAACGCUAUAUAAGUAUCAGUUUCUGUACUUUAUUGGUAUGCGAAACUUCCGGGACCCGUCUUCCGGCAACAUUUUGGGUGCGCCAUGGCGCUGUUUUUUUUUUUUUUGUGUGUGGUGGCGGGUGUGUGUCCUGGAGGUGGCGCCCAAGGCCGCCGCCCAUGACACGGGGUUCGGGACGCCCCAAAACGGCACCCCCCUCACAACGACCUGGGCACCCUUGGGCUUCCAACUAACGCUAUAUAAGUAUCAGUUUCUGUACUUUAUUGGUAUGCGAAACUUCCGGGACCCGUCUUCCGGCAACAUUUUGGGUGCGCCAUGGCGCUGUUUUUUUUUUUUUUGUGUGUGGUGGCGGGUGUGUGUCCUGGAGGUGGCGCCCAAGGCCGCCGCCCAUGACACGGGGUUCGGGACGCCCCAAAACGGCACCCCCCUCACAACGACCUGGGCACCCUUGGGCUUCCAACUAACGCUAUAUAAGUAUCAGUUUCUGUACUUUAUUGGUAUGCGAAACUUCCGGGACCCGUCUUCCGGCAACAUUUUGGGUGCGCCAUGGGGCUGUUUUUUUUUUUUUUGGGGGGGGGGGCGGGUGUGUUUCCUGGAAGGUGGCGCCCAAGGCCCCCCCCCAGACACGGGGUUUGGGACGCCCCAAAAAGGGACCCCCCUUAAAAAGGACUGGGGCACCCUUGGGGUUUCCAAUAAAGCUAUAAAAGUUUCAGUUUUUGUACUUUAUUGGUAUGGGAAAAUUUCGGGACCCUUUUUCCGGCAACAUUUUGGGGGGGCCCCAGGGGGCUGUUUUUUUUUUUUUUGUGUGUGGUGGCGGGUGUGUGUCCUGGAGGUGGCGCCCAAGGCCGCCGCCCAUGACACGGGGUUCGGGACGCCCCAAAACGGCACCCCCCUCACAACGACCUGGGCACCCUUGGGCUUCCAACUAACGCUAUAUAAGUAUCAGUUUCUGUACUUUAUUGGUAUGCGAAACUUCCGGGACCCGUCUUCCGGCAACAUUUUGGGUGCGCCAUGGCGCUGUUUUUUUUUUUUUUGUGUGUGGUGGCGGGUGUGUGUCCUGGAGGUGGCGCCCAAGGCCGCCGCCCAUGACACGGGGUUCGGGACGCCCCAAAACGGCACCCCCCUCACAACGACCUGGGCGCCCUUGGGCUUCCAACUAACGCUAUAUAAGUAUCAGUUUCUGUACUUUAUUGGUAUGCGAAACUUCCGGGACCCGUCUUCCGGCAACAUUUUGGGUGCGCCAUGGCGCUGUUUUUUUUUUUUUUGUGUGUGGUGGCGGGUGUGUGUCCUGGAGGUGGCGCCCAAGGCCGCCGCCCAUGACACGGGGUUCGGGACGCCCCAAAACGGCACCCCCCUCACAACGACCUGGGCACCCUUGGGCUUCCAACUAACGCUAUAUAAGUAUCAGUUUCUGUACUUUAUUGGUAUGCGAAACUUCCGGGACCCGUCUUCCGGCAACAUUUUGGGUGCGCCAUGGCGCUGUUUUUUUUUUUUUUGUGGGUGGUGGCGGGUGUGUGUCCUGGAGGUGGCGCCCAAGGCCGCCGCCCAUGACACGGGGUUCGGGACGCCCCAAAACGGCACCCCCCUCACAACGACCUGGGCACCCUUGGGCUUCCAACUAACGCUAUAUAAGUAUCAGUUUCUGUGCUUCAUUGUCGCUUUCCCGCUCCGUUUUUGCGCUUUUUUGCGUGCAAACAAUGUACCCAUCCGCUUGCAGAGGACAAUCCGGCAGGAGGACCUCUAUCCCAGAUCCUGCGGGCACCCCCCCUCCUUACCAAGAAAAGUGGCGGGAAGGAACCCGCGCGACCGAAACACGUGGACAGCGAAGCCGUGCUGA